Messenger RNA from Verticillium dahliae VdLs.17, 1608 nucleotides. Its product is annotated as protein kinase C. The coding region runs from base 1 to 1608 and encodes 535 amino acids. Lineage: Eukaryota; Fungi; Ascomycota; Sordariomycetes; Glomerellales; Plectosphaerellaceae. Gene Ontology annotation, molecular function: protein serine/threonine kinase activity; ATP binding. Gene Ontology annotation, biological process: intracellular signal transduction; peptidyl-serine phosphorylation. The transcript has 4 exons. The record is from RefSeq and is a predicted model, not a curated record.
AUGGGCAACAGUCAGGGCAAGCCCGUCGACAUGGACGGCGAAGGUACGCAGAUUCUCGCAAACCCCCCCUCCCCCUCAUUCUUUGCCACUGCAGAGAGGCUGACUUUGGUGCUCUCUUCCUGGUCGACAGUGAACCUCAACCACUUCCGUCUUCUUCGAGUCGUCGGUCGAGGCGCCUUCGGCAAGGUGCGCAUCGUCGAGAGGAAGGAUACGAACCUAUCAUUCGCGCUGAAAUACAUUCGGAAAGACGAAGUGCGGUUCUGGAUCGGGGAGCUCGGCUGCGCGUUACGCUACAUUCACGGCCAAGGCAUCAUACACCGAGACGUCAAGCCGGACAACGUCCUACUCGACGCAGAUGGUCAUGUGCAUUUGACGGACUUUAACGUUGCGUCUGAUGUCAUUCCUGGCAAGGUGCUGACAAGCAAGUCGGGCACGUUAGCCUACUUGGCACCAGAAGUCUAUGCUGGCAAAGGCUACGAUGUUCGCGCAGACUGGUGGUCCUUGGGCGUCUUGUUUUACGAGUGUAUUUACAACAAGCGACCUUUCGAUGGCAGCUCUGAGAGCACCCUCAGCAACCAGAUCCAGUCUGCGAGCCCCAAGUAUCCUAUCACAUCGCCGCCUGUCACUCUUCCGUGUUUAUACGCCAUCCGCGACGCUCUGGAGCUAAAUCCAGACAAACGACUAGGGUGUACCUGGGAGAGCUUUAUCAACCACGAGUUUUUCGCCGUGCUUAACUUUGAUCACUUGGAGCAGAAGCGAAUUGACCCCGUUUUCGUACCGGCCUCGGACAAGACAAAUUUCGAUGCGACUUAUGAUCUGGAGGAACUCUUGCUUGAAGAGGCACCUCUCGAAGCCCGAGCUCGCCGCCAAAAGCCACGAGAGCGUCUCAAGGAGGAUGCGUCAGACAAGGAGAUCAGAGAGGAUGAGUUGUAUCGCAUGAUCGAGUCCGACUUCAAGCCCUUCGACUACACCGUCGCGGCGUACAAGAAGUACGAGCUUGCUGUUCUUGCCGGCGCCGGCGCUGGUGCUGGUACUGGUGUAGGUGCUGGUACUGGUGCUGAUCUCAAUAGGAUGGCGGAGCAGGCUGCGAUGAACGGGUGCCUGAACGGCGACAUGAACCAGGCACAAGCACCUCAAGCCUUGACUACAGACGAAGCGACGCCAGCUGCGAUGGCGAAUAUCAAUGGCGGAGCCCAGCAGCAGCUAUACCAACCCGCCAUGCUACAAAAGACGCCAAGCCGUGAAAAUGGACAGGAAACCGUGCAAGGCGCCAGAAGUCGACCUGCUUCUGUGGUACCGCCACCAGCACCACCCAUUCCCCAGCAUUCUGGAGACUACGCGAACCAGAGAGCGGCACCGCCAACUGCAAAGAGGAUCACGAGCCCGGCGGGUGGCGUCCAGGUAACACUCGACGGUGGUGGUAGCUGGUCCGAUCUGGCCCGGCAGGACGCCACGCUUCCUACUGAUGCAAAUGCUGUCGGCGACAAGAUCGAAGGCUCAGGCGGCGUUUUUGGCUUCUUGAGUCGCAAGAAAGGCCGAGGCCACAGCCCGAAGCCCAAAGAGCGAGGUGUAUUGGGCAAGGAAGGUGCCCGUGUUGUCAUUGGCUAG